Eptesicus fuscus (big brown bat) is the source of this 3642-nucleotide messenger RNA. RefSeq names its product FANCD2 and FANCI associated nuclease 1 (gene FAN1). Gene Ontology annotation, cellular component: nucleus. The record is from RefSeq and is a predicted model, not a curated record. The coding region runs from base 518 to 3523 and encodes 1001 amino acids. Gene Ontology annotation, biological process: interstrand cross-link repair. Gene Ontology annotation, molecular function: flap-structured DNA binding; 5'-flap endonuclease activity; 5'-3' exonuclease activity. The transcript has 13 exons. NCBI's taxonomy places the organism in Eukaryota, Metazoa, Chordata, Mammalia, Chiroptera, Vespertilionidae.
UGCACCCAGGUGCGCGGACGCGGCCCCCGGGAAGGAAGGGCCGGGCUCACCCCGCGCCCGGGGUGCAGGCAGGAGUGACCCGGGCCGUCCCCUCUCCUGGAAACAGUUACCGACGCCAUGGUUUUAAGAAGGGGCCGGGUGUAGUCACAUCGUCCCUUUUUUAAAAAACGGAUCACUGGGGGGCUCAGAGCGAGGUCCGGGAGGUCACCCGAGCCCCGUCCCCGGCCGCCCCGCCGGCGGGUCGCACGGAGGUUGCACGGGGACCUUUGCCGGUCGCAGUCCCAGCUUGUCCUGAGCGACGCCCGGUGCAGGCUUUCCAGCUCGCUUUGCGCCCCUCUGAGCCGCACGUGCGUAUUUUGCAGGAGCGGGAAGCUGACUGAGCGAAUAAUAUGAAGUCCAACGGAAGCCCGCCUUUCCCUCUGUCCAGCCAGGGAAGGUCCAGGCAAACCACUGCUCCCUUCCCCCGGGGCUCCCCUUUGCUUUACCGCCUGGCACCCCCCCAGGUCCUCCAGGCCUCAUGAUGCCCGGGGGGAAAUCGCCCGCCAGGAAAAGGCCCCGUCGGAGUCUGUCCAGCAGCAGAACUAACAAAAAUGGACCGAAGCCCAUUGUUCUGUGUUUCAACAACGCGCCGCCGGCUAAACUGGCCUGCCCGGUGUGCCGUCAAAUGGUGCCCCGCUAUGACUUAAACCGGCACCUCGAUGACCUGUGUGCUCACCGCGAUGACGUCACUCCGGUGGCCCCCGUAGAAGUAACCGAUGCUACCGCGGGGGUAACACCGGAGGAGAAGUCGUCACCAUCCAAGACAAACUCAACCCCCGACCAAAGCGGCUCGGCAGCAAGGGGCGUCAAAAAGCAGACCAGCCCCUACUUUAAAGGCACUGGGGACGGCGCGUGCCCAAAUCGAGGCGCGGAGCUGACAUCUCGGGACGUCCGAGUGGUUCCCUUGGGCAGCCUGGCGUCUAAAUUAUCCAGAAGAUGCGUGCAGGCGAGCGGGGCCGUGGAGAAGGAGGCCGUGGCCGGUCACACUGCUGUGGUCAGGAUGGUGGGGAGCCCUGCGGAGGCAGAGGACGAGGAUGGGGGUGUGGGGAGCAGUUCCCAAAAGGAAAACGUGCUUUGCUGUGAUUCUCUGACGGAGGAAGACACUGUCCAAGGCGCUGCGUUGACGGCAGCUGCAAACCCCAAGCCUCCCCAGGACGGGGGGAGGCCCACCCUUGCUCCUGCCUUCCCAGAGAACGCGCCCGUGGUAUCGCCCCGACGACCUCCUCCGUCCGCUCCCGAGGACCGUCUGGCCAAGCAGGAAGGGAUGGAACAAGGUGAUGGUGAAGGUGCCGGGACACGGGAGGCAGGUGUUGGUGAAGAAGUCGGAGUGACCGAGGCUCCGGCAUCUGAAACGCAGCUGUCCCCUCGGGAGGCACAAUCUCGCAGUUCUGCGCAGGACGCUGCCGAGGGGAGGAACUUGAACAGACUCCCUCUGGAAGGUGCCGGCGGCGGCAGCUUAGAGGAUGAGACGGCUGGCGGGGUCCCUUCGGGGCCCGGGUCGAGCUGUGGCGGUCCUGGGGGAGCAGCCCCGGCUCCGGCCCACCACCCUUACUACCUCCGCAGCUUCCUGCUGGUGCUGGGAGCCGUCUUGGAGAACGAGGACGACAGCAUGCUCUUCGACGAGCAGGAGAAGGGGAUUGUCACCAGAUUCCAUCAGCUGUCAGAUAGCGCUCAGAAGUUAUACGUCAGACUUUUCCAGCGUAAGUUCGGCUGGAUUAAGAGGCAUAAGUUGGAAUAUGAAGAGAUCGCCGCUGACUUGGCGCCCGUGGUUGGAGAACUGGAACAAGCCGGCUUUCUGCAGACAGAAUCCGAGUUGCGAGAACUCCCCGAGGUGCUUGACCUGCUUUCCGCUCCUGAGCUGAGGACCCUGGCGAAGACCUUCCACCUGGGCCACGCCGGCGGCCAAAAGCAGCCGCUGGCCGAGGCCCUGCUCAGACUGGCCCGGCAGCCCUCCGUCUGCGCCUGGGGCAGGAACCCGCCCGGAGUCGGGGCGGUCAUCUUGAAAAGAGCCAAGGACCUGGCGGGCCCGUCGCUGAGAGUGUGCCGAGGCCCCCGGGCCGUGUUCUCCCGGGCCCUGCUGCUCUUCUCCUUGACCGACUCCCCGGAGGAGGAGGACGCCGCCUGCGGGGGGCAGGGCCAGCUCUCCACGGUGCUGCUGGUCAACCUGGGCCGCGUGGCCUUCCCUCGGUACACGGUCCGUCGGCACGCCCGGGUCUUCCAGGACAGAGACGACCUCCUCAGGUACGCAGCCGCCGCCCACAUGCUGAGUGACAUUUCCGCCGCAAUGGCCGCUGGGAACUGGAAGGAAGCUCACGCGCUCUGUCAAGGCGCCAGGAGGGACUGGAAGGAGCUGAAACACCACCCUUCCCUGAGGCGCCACGAGGACCUGCCGCUGUUCCUGCGCUGCUUCACCGUCGGGUGGGUGUACACCAGGAUCCUGUCUCGGGCCGUGGAGAUCUUGCAGCGACUCCACCUGUAUGAGGAAGCGGUCCAGGAGCUGGAGGAGCUUUUGUCCCAGAAAGUCUAUUGUCCCGACAGCAGAGGCCGGUGGUGGGACCGGCUGGCUCUCAACCUCCACCAGCACUUGAAACGCCUCGAACCGGCGAUCAAGUGCAUCGCAGAAGGGCUGGCCGACCCCGAGGUGAGGACGGGGCAUCGCCUGUCGCUGUAUCAGAGAGCCGUGCGCCUGAGGGCGUCGCCCAGCUGUCGGAGGUACCGGCACCUCCUCCAGCAGCUGCCGGAAGUCACCGUGCAGGACGUGAAGCACGUGACCAUCACGGGCCGGCUGUGCCCGCAGCUCGGGAUGGGCAAGUCCGUGUUUGUGAUGGAGGCCGGGGGGCCCGCCGCCCCGGCCACAGCCCUGUGCUCCGUGGAGGAGCUGGCGCUGGACCAUUACAGACGCAGCGGCUUCGACCAAGGGAUCCACGGGGAAGGCUCCACCUUCACCACGCUGUUUGGCCUCCUCCUGUGGGACAUCAUCUUCAUGGACGGCAUCGCAGACGCCUUCAGAAACGCCUACCAGGCAUUCCCGCUGGACUUGUGUACGGACAGCUUCUUCGCAAGCAGGCGGCCGGCCAUCGAGGCCAGGCUGCAGCUGAUCCAUGAUGCCCCCGCAGAGCGCCUGCGAGACUGGGUGGCGGCCACGUGGCAGGCCCAGGAAGGCAGGGCGGCGUCCGUCGUCAGCUGGGACCGCUUCGCUUCUCUGCAGCAAGCUCAGGACCUCGUUUCCUGCCUGGGGGGGCCCGUCCUCAGCGGGGUGUGCCGGCGCCUGGCCGAGGACUUCCGACACUGCCGAGGCGGCCUCCCCGACCUGGUGGUGUGGAGCUCCCAAGAUCACCGCUUCAAGCUGGUGGAAGUCAAGGGCCCCAACGACCGCCUUUCGCAUAAGCAGAUGGUCUGGCUGGACGCGCUGCAGAGGCUGGGGGCCGACGUCGAGGUCUGCCACGUCGCGGCCGUGGGAGCCAAGAGCAAAGGCCUGAACUGAGAACUGUGGGUGGGAGUCUCUGUCACACGCGGGUCUGAGAUUCUCAAAAGCAUGAGUAUAAUCAAUCGCAUUUAAAUUUGAUUUUGGCACUGUCACGAAUAAACCUGAUGGUAAACUUG